CGCCUCGUCGCCUGGGCCUGGGCCUGCGCCUGCGCCUGCCGCCGCCUCGCCUCAUUGUCUCCCACCCCACCCCACCCCCGUGCUGCCUGCGCUUUUGCCAGCGCGCGCCCCACCACCACCCCGAAAAGAAAUUCCCCCAAUUCCGCUCCAUCCCGCGCGCAUCCGGAUCCGCUCUGAUCGAGGGUGUGGGUUGAUUUGGACUCUGUGCCUGCCUUCCUGCCCUGCCCUGCCUGUGACGGCGGCGUGGAGGAGGAGGAGGAGGAGGGCAUGGACGAGUUCGAGCUGGAGGACAACCUCGAGUUCAUCCUCCAGAGCAUCCAGGAGCUCAUGGAGGACCAGGGGGACAACAACGCCUUCGGCGACGCCAACCAGAACGAGCUCUUCGCCAGCCUCGUCAGCUACGACCAGGAGAACAUGCUGCCCGACGUCUCUGCCGCGGACGUCGCUGCGGGGAAGGACAUGCAGGGGAUCCCGUGGGAGAAGAUGCUCUUCGGGAGGGAUAAGUACCGGGAGAUGAAGAUGAAGAACUACAGAAAUUACCAGAACCUAAGUUACGCACGGGAGGAUGCUUUGCAGGAGUGCAAACACGUGGAGAAGGAUAGCCCUUACUAUGAUUUCCACUACAACACAAGGCGUGCUCGGCCAUCAAUUGUACAUUUUCAGCUACGGAAUCUAGUAUGGGCAACAACCAAACAUGAUGUUUAUACAAUGCAUGAUCAGUCAGUGACACACUGGUCCUCACUGGAGCAGACGAGCACUGAGCUAAUCGAUGCUGAUGAUUGCAUCGUCCCGAAACAGAGGGGGCAUGGUUCACAGUCAGUGGCAAUGGUCCAGGUCACAACAAUGGCCGUGGAUAGUAAUUUAUUAGUAGUUGGUGGCUUUCAAGGGGAGCUUAUAUGCAAGCGCUUGGAUGAUGAUGGGGUUGUUUACAGCACAAGGGUUACAGAUGAUGAAAAUGCAAUCACUAACUCUUUAGAGAUCUAUCAGGAUCCCAGCGGAUCUAGAAGGUUGGUGGCUGCUAACAAUGACUGCUCCAUCAGGAUUUUUGACACCGAGUACUUUGACCUCCUCAAGCACUAUGUCUUUCCUUGGUCUGUGAAUAGUGUUUCUGUGAGCCCAAAUGGGAAACUCUUUGCUGUCCUGGGAGAUCAUGAGGAUGGUUGUAUAGUGGAUCCCAAGUGUGGCAAGGCAAUUGGUUCUCUUAGGGGUCACUUGGAUUACUCAUUUGCAUCUGCGUGGCAUCCUGAUGGCAAUAUCGUGGCAACUGGGAGUCAAGACACUACAUGCAGGCUAUGGGACAUCAGGAACCUAUCACAGUCGGUAGCUGUGCUUGGUGGAAGGAUGGGCUCAAUUCGGUGUGUCAAGUUCUCUUCAGAUGGGCGCUUCCUUGCGACAGCAGAGCCUGUGGAUUUUGUCCACAUAUAUGAUGCUUAUGCGGACUACAGCAAAUGUCACGAGAUUGACUUGUUUGGUGAGAUUGGUGGUUUAGCAUUCAGCCCGGACACUGAGGCCUUCUAUGUGGGCCUUGCGGACCAGACAUACGGAGGCAUGAUCGAGUUCAGAAAGAGGCACCAACAUCACUACCUCAACUCCUUGUGGUGAGACCAGCCACUGAGCGGAAAUUUGGCUUGGCAGCUGUUGGACCCCAUUGUUGCACUGUGUGCUGAAGAGGAGUGCAUGCGUGCAUGGUCCUGCAGAGGAGGAUGUCAUGGAAGCGUUUGCUGCUUUUAGUUUUUGGGUGCAGCACCGGGAUGCAGAAGUGUAUAAAAUUCUUGGGGGGAGGGGUUUCUUUCCUUGUUGCUAGUAAUCUGGGUUUGUCGCAUGACUUGUGGAACUGAAGGCGGUAGCAUAUGUAUAGCCUUUCUGUUUCUCGACACCUAACAAUGUACAUAGUUCGUGUCUGGAGAUUAUCUCCCCAUUCACCGUCUUACUGAACCUGGUGGAACAUGAUAACAAUGUAGUAGGUGUAGGUUGAAGUUUAUGUUCCUUUUCGAAUUGGGAGCUCUGCAAGACGGCAAUCAAAGACGGCCGGUACCUUGUGCUGGUAUGCAAA
Sorghum bicolor (sorghum) is the source of this 2053-nucleotide messenger RNA. RefSeq lists its product as uncharacterized. The transcript has 10 exons. The record is from RefSeq and is a predicted model, not a curated record. The coding region runs from base 268 to 1602 and encodes 444 amino acids. Lineage: Eukaryota; Viridiplantae; Streptophyta; Magnoliopsida; Poales; Poaceae. Gene Ontology annotation, molecular function: protein binding.